Messenger RNA from Funneliformis mosseae, 259 nucleotides. The record is from the annotation of a GenBank genome assembly. NCBI's taxonomy places the organism in Eukaryota, Fungi, Glomeromycota, Glomeromycetes, Glomerales, Glomeraceae.
AGAUAUUAUUAAAUCAAAAACUGCAGAAAGUAUUAAAGGGCGAUUGAAUAGACUCUUGGAAAAGUAUGGCAAAGUGAAGCAAGAAAAUAAUCAAAGUGGAUCAGGACGAGUUGAUUGGAAAUGGAUGGAUAUUAUGGAUAAAAUUUUCAGAUGUCGUGAAAAUAUUUCACCUUCAUAUCUUUCAAAUGAAAAAUCAGAUUAUAUCAGUGAUGAAAUGGAUAAUAAUCAAAAUAUGAAGGGUGAGAAAAAUAAUAGAAAG